This is a messenger RNA of Polypterus senegalus (gray bichir), 798 nucleotides long. Its product is annotated as collagen alpha-1(I) chain-like. The transcript has 8 exons. The record is from RefSeq and is a predicted model, not a curated record. The coding region runs from base 135 to 761 and encodes 208 amino acids. Gene Ontology annotation, molecular function: protein binding. NCBI's taxonomy places the organism in Eukaryota, Metazoa, Chordata, Cladistia, Polypteriformes, Polypteridae.
AAGUUUAGGCAGUAGGAAGUUUCUGCUGAGGUCUGGCCUGGAGAUACAAAGACCCUCACCUGACGUGUAUGACUGGACUCUAAGGAGCGAGCUUUCACCUGACCUCAAAGAGUCUACAUGUCUAAUAUUUAGACAUGUUCAGCUUUGUGGAUACCCGGCUAGUGUUGCUCCUAGCAGCAACUGUAUUUUUGGCAAACGCUCAAGGCGAGGAUGACUAUCCAUUCGGCAGCUGUAUGAAAGAUGGCCAGUUGUACAACGAUAAAGACGUAUGGAAACCUGAACCGUGCCAGAUCUGCGUGUGUGACAGCGGCAACAUCCUCUGCGACGAUGUGAUCUGUGAGGAAGCCAUUGAAUGCGACAAUCCAGAGAUCCCUCACGGAGAAUGCUGUCCCAUCUGCCCCGAUGCCGAGGUCGCCCAAGAGCCCUACCCAGAAGUCCAGGGACCUCCAGGACCAAAGGGAGAGCGUGGAAUGAAAGGUGACCGGGGACUCCCUGGGCCUUCUGGCAACGAUGGCAUCCCUGGACAGCCUGGUCUCCCUGGCCCCCCUGGUCCUCCUGGUCCCCCUGGCCUUGGCGGAAACUUCGCUCCUCAAAUGGGUGCUGGCUAUGAUGAGAAGUCAGGCGGUGGAAUGGCAGUUCCCGGCCCCAUGGGUCCAAUGGGUCCCCGUGGUCCUCCUGGACCUGCAGGCUCUCCCGGUCCCCAAGGUUUCCAAGGUCCACCCGGUGAGCCUGGUGAGCCUGGUUCUGCUGUGAGUAUAUGAUUCAUAUCCAAUAGUUUUAGUAGGUUCAUUUUUGAUG